AUGAGUUCUGUGAGCAGUGAGCACUCGGACCCUGCGGAUUGGGACGACGUGGAUUGGUACGGCUUGGACGGGGACGACGUGGACUGGGACGACGAGUUAGGGGGAGUAUUUGGGGCAAGGCCCAUUCCACAUGAGGGGGACGCAAACACCAUGCCGUUGGACAUCGACGCUCUCAUGGAGUUGGCGUGCCAAGAGGUCCUGAAGAUGCCCUCACGGGAGGGACAGCUCACAGAAUCUGAGCUUUUACUCCUCAAGACUUACACAGGCUAUCAAGCGGGUCAAGCAAUCAGAACAGCAAAGGAGAAAAUGGACCAUGUUGAUGAGGUGGGAUUUUGCAUUGACAAUACGGGCCAGAUGACAAAGAGAAGUUCUGGGGUACCCUUCCUUACCACAAGAGACAGGUAUUGGGAGCUGGCCAUGAAAAGACAGUGGGUUGAGGCUGCGCAACUGCUACUCACAGUUGGAAAGGAUCUCAAGACACUCCUUCUCAAGUCAGGUAGAAUUUUCCGCGACUUGGCUGGAGAGGUGAUGAAGGAUCCCACAAGGGGGUCCUCUUUCUCUUCAGAGGAGUUGAAUCGUUUACGGGCUAUUGACGAAGAAGGUGGGGCUGUGAAGGUGAGUGCCAUGUUGGGGUUGGUAGCCUCAGUAGAAGCUUUAUGCCUGCGUGUGAGACAUAUGUCAGGAGAUGAUCACACACGGGAAACACGCUCGUGGAGAGGCAUCACAGGUGUGACACUGGUCCGUGCUUUUGAAGCAGAAAGAUGGCCUCUGGCCGCAAGAUUAACUCUUCAACUGAAAGAAGAUUACGAGAAAUUGAGAUUUGAAGAUGUAACAGGAGUCUUGAUAGAUGCUUUGAAGGUCCGCUCGCUUGCCGAUGCCCUAGGGGAACGCACAAGGCCAGAAGAGGACGCUUCAUCAUCCGAAGAAGAGUGGUGA
This is a messenger RNA of Tremella mesenterica DSM 1558, 936 nucleotides long. RefSeq lists its product as uncharacterized. The transcript has 2 exons. The record is from RefSeq and is a predicted model, not a curated record. Lineage: Eukaryota; Fungi; Basidiomycota; Tremellomycetes; Tremellales; Tremellaceae. Bases 1 to 936 code for a protein of 311 amino acids.